CAUUUCAGUCAGUGCAGCGCUGUCAAAUAAAAAAUUGCAAAUUAAAAAAAUUGAUAAUCGCAUCAGUGUAAACAAUUUAGCGGUAAAAUUUAAUCCGCGUAGAUGUGUUUAAAAUCUUAAUCAAUUACCUAUCGAUCACGUACGCGAUAUCCGAUCCAAAACGAUGAAUUCGAAUGGAAUUGUAAAUAAAUAUUCGAAUACGCCGGUUUCCAAAUCUUCUGAUGCUAUUUUCGUCAAAACUACUAUUCCUAGAAAAAGGGAGGAGUUGCUGAAAUGGAACGGAUGGGGAUACAAAGAUUCGCGUUUUCUCGUGAAAGAUGGGAUAAUACAUUUUUCUGGCUCAAGGUACCCGAUUGGGGAAUUGUCACUGCCGUACUUUACACAAUGGGUUGAGGACGUUCUCGGUGUCGAUCUCAGCAAACCGCACACGUCUAAAGAUCAACCUGUCGAAGAAGAAUGUCCUUAUCCUUUAAUAAGCAACGAUAAUUACAAACAGAUUGUGCAUUUAAACGUGCCUUUUUCCACGAAAGGCAUUGAUCGUCUAAUGAGAGCUCACGGGCAUACAGUAUAUGAUAUUUAUACUUUGAAAGAGUCGUUCUUUGACCGAAUACCAGAUGUGGUUCUUUGGCCAAGUUGCCAUGGUGAUGUAGUUAAAAUUGUCGAUGCAGCUGACAAGAAUAAUAUGGUUGUGAUACCCUUUGGUGGUGGUACUUCAGUAACGGGGGCCGUUGAGUGUCCCAAAGAUGAGAUGCGAACAAUUAUUAGUUUGGACACCUCUCAAAUGAAUAAAAUUUUAUGGGUGGAUAGAGAAAAUUUGGUAAUCUGUUGCGAGAGCGGUAUUAUUGGGCAGGAUCUCGAGAGAGAGCUGCACACGAUGGGUUUUACGGUGGGCCAUGAACCUGACAGUUACGAAUUUUCUAGUUUAGGUGGGUGGGUCGCCACUAGAGCAUCGGGAAUGAAAAAGAACACAUAUGGAAACAUUGAGGAUUUGCUGGUCCACGUCAAGAUGGUUACCCCUAAAGGUGUCUUGGAAAAGAAUUGUCAGGUGCCGAGAAUGAGUUGCGGCCCCGACUUUAACCACAUAGUGCUGGGAUCCGAAGGAUGCCUCGGUGUAAUAACUGAAGUUAUACUGAAAAUACGCCCACUGCCCAAGAUGAAGAAGUACGGAUCAGUUGUGUUUCCCGAUUUCGAAUCGGGGGUGAGGUGUAUGCGUGAGGUCGCCAAGCAGCGCUGCCAACCUGCCUCAAUCAGACUUAUGGAUAAUGCCCAGUUCAAGUUCGGUCAAUCUUUGCGGCCCGUUCCCGGAUAUUUUGGUCUCAUUUUUGAUGGUUUAAAAAAAUUGUACAUAAAAAAAAUUAAAGGUUUUAACUUUGAUUCGAUCUGUGUUAUGACCCUAUUGUUCGAGGGUGACGUAAAAGACGUCCAAAUGCAAGAGAAGAAAAUCUACGAAAUCGGAAGCAAGUUUGGAGGUAUUCCAGCUGGACAAACAAAUGGGGAACGAGGCUAUAUGCUUACUUUUGUAAUUGCUUAUAUAAGGGACUUAGGUCUGGAGUUUAACGUUCUCGCAGAAUCGUUCGAAACGUCUGUUCCUUGGGACCGUGCAGUCUCUCUGUGUCGAAAUGUAAAGUACGUGGUCGGUGAGGAGUGUAAAAAGCUGAACAUUGAGCAUUACCUGAUGGCAGCGAGGGUUACUCAAACGUAUGACGCCGGUUGUGUUAUCUACUUCUACUUCGGCUAUAAUUAUUCGAAUAUAAAAAAUCCUGUGGAGGUUUACGAGCAGAUCGAAGAGAAGGCGCGCGAUGAAAUAAUCGAAAGUGGUGGGAGCAUAUCACAUCAUCACGGCGUUGGAAAGAUUCGAAGGAAAUGGUAUCCGGGUACCAUUUCGGCCAUUGGCGUUCAAUUGUUUAAGGCCACAAAGCAAGAACUUGAUCCAAGAAAUGUGUUCGCGUGUGGGAACAUUUUAAAAUCCAAGUUGUAAUUUGUGAGCGAAUUUUUUUACAUUUUAUUAUUUUCAGAAGACGUUUUUAUGUAUUUAUUUUAUUUAUAUAUUCGUAAAUUGAUACCAUAGAAAUAGAAUGUAUGAAUUUUUUUACGAUGAUUUUUAAGUAUUCUGGCUUGUCGCAGGUCAAUUGUUAAUAAUUUUAAUGAGUAAUAAAUCGCAAUAUGUACAUUU
Molecule: messenger RNA, 2173 nt
Organism: Photinus pyralis (common eastern firefly)
Lineage: Eukaryota; Metazoa; Arthropoda; Insecta; Coleoptera; Lampyridae
Product: alkyldihydroxyacetonephosphate synthase
Exons: 4
Coding region: 164-1978 (604 amino acids)
Biological process (GO): lipid biosynthetic process
Molecular function (GO): alkylglycerone-phosphate synthase activity; FAD binding
Source: RefSeq, a predicted model, not a curated record